This is a messenger RNA of Rubroshorea leprosula, 865 nucleotides long. Lineage: Eukaryota; Viridiplantae; Streptophyta; Magnoliopsida; Malvales; Dipterocarpaceae. The record is from the annotation of a GenBank genome assembly.
CUACAGAGGCUAAUAUAGCUAUUGCUUUCCAAAUGAGAAACGCUAAGAAUUUUCCUCUUGUUUUUGUCCUUUUGGCUUUGGCCUCUACAUUGGCCUCAGCUUAUGACCCUAGUCCUCUUCAGGACUUCUGUGUAGGGAUCAAUAACAUCACAGAUGGUGUGUUUGUGAAUGGAAAGUUCUGUAAGAAUCCUAAGUUUGUCAAAGCAGAUGACUUCUUCUUUUCUGGACUAAACAAAGCGGGUAACACAUCAAAUGCGGUAGGAUUUGCUGUCACCCCAGUAUUUGAGGACCAGCUUCCAGGACUUAACACUCUUGGCAUAUCAAUAGUCCGUCUUGACUAUGCACCAAAAGGUGGUUUAAAUCCGCCUCACACUCAUCCUCGUGGAACUGAGGUCCUAACAGUGCUUGAAGGCACACUCUUGGUAGGUUUUGUCUCAUCCGACCAGGAUGGUAACCGUCUCUUCAUCAAAGUCUUAUACAAGGGAGAUGUUUUCGUUUUCCCGAUUGGUCUGAUUCAUUUCCAGCUCAACAUUGGGGACACUCCAGCUGUUGCCAUAGCCGGUCUGAGCAGCCAAAAUCCAGGAGUCAUCACCAUUGCAAAUUCACUCUUUGGCUCAAAGCCGGACAUCAGUCCUGAUGUUCUGACAAAGGCAUUCAUGUUGGACAAGAAGGUGAUUCAGUACCUUCAAUCCAAGUUCUAAUGUGACUGAGGAGUGCUCGGACGAAAUUGCACAUCAAAUGAACUAGAUUCCUUUGUCUUUGAAAUAAGAUUGUCAUUUAUCUCUUCCUUGUAAUUGUAUCAUUGCAUAUGCAGCUCUCCACGUUUGUGUGUUGUUCUUUAUGAGAAAAAAAGGUAAAAUAUUGU